Talaromyces marneffei is the source of this 819-nucleotide messenger RNA. RefSeq lists its product as uncharacterized. Gene Ontology annotation, cellular component: transcription factor TFIIH holo complex. The transcript is spliced from 2 exons. NCBI's taxonomy places the organism in Eukaryota, Fungi, Ascomycota, Eurotiomycetes, Eurotiales, Trichocomaceae. The coding region runs from base 1 to 819 and encodes 272 amino acids. The record is from RefSeq and is a predicted model, not a curated record.
AUGAGCGACUCUUUUCGGCCAGGAGAAGCAGGAGGCUUCCUCAAUCCCACCCUCCCAUCUCCAGCUCCCUCUACAGCCACAAAUGCCACUACUGCAACACCAUCACAUCUCCCCCGUCAACGGAUGCAUCCACUAAAGCCCGGUGGAGUGAAAGAGUCAUCCUUAAUCAAUUAUGUGGACGGCAAGAUAUUGCGGAUUAAUCGUCGGCAUGCGAAGAAAUUUAGCGGUGUGAUUGAUGAUCAGAAUGAUGUUGAUGACAAGGAUAAGGAUGAAGAGCAGGCUAAAGGAUAUGAGAGUUUUAAAGAGGUUGUCAAGGAUAUUGAAGAAGUUAUUGAUGUUGUUUGGGUUAGUGGGACACCAUCUAUACAAAUACCCUACCUCAUAUCCCUAGCAGGAUUGGUAAACACCUAUCUCCCUGAAUAUCCUCAUUUCCAACCGAAGCCGACGUUCCGUCUUCUCAAAAAGUUGGACAUCAUGUUCGCGAGCCUUCUGCUUGGCGAAGACGUCGAAUCUGGUGUCCCCCUCAGUGGAUUUGAGUAUACAAAGAAUAUUGUUAGUAUGACCGAGAAAGUGAGAAUCAAAAGCAUUGCAGAAGCGAGUAGAAUCGUCGUCGUGGAUAUGAGGGAGAGAGAUGUUGAGUAUCAAGAUGAUAUUGGUGAUGAAAGCGAAAACGAGUGGGAAGAUGGAAUGGAUAUAGACGAAAGUGAUUUUGAGACUAGCCAUGCCGGGCUAUGGGAAAUGGAGGCUGCGAAGGUUUAUGAGAGGACGAUUCAGUAUUUGGGAGAUGAACUGGGGAAGGGAGGUGAACUUGUAGUUUGA